AUGCUGGAUUCACACUGGAUCCGAUUUGUGUCAGGACACCAAGGAGAUCCGGCAUCUGCUCUUCUCGAAAUGCUCGAUCCAGAACAAAAUGCGAAUUUUCUGGAUCACUAUUUAGAUGUUCCAGUAGAUUUAUCGAAAGUACUAUUCAUUUGCACGGCAAAUGUAAUAGACACUAUUCCGGAACCCCUAAGAGAUCGUAUGGAGAUGAUAGAUAUGUCCGGUUACGUUGCCGAAGAAAAGCUCGCUAUCGCGAAACAGUACUUAGUUCCACAAGCUAGAACUGAAUCUGGUCUCAGCAAAGAACAAAUCAGCAUACAAGACAAUGCGCUCACGGCGUUAAUUAAAUCUUAUUGUCGAGAAUCAGGAGUGAGAAGUCUACAGAAACAUAUAGAGAAGGUGCAUAGGAAAGUAGCAUUUAAAGUUGUCAAGAAGGAAGCCGACAAAGUCGAUAUCACUAUGGACAACUUGCAAGACUUUGUGGGCAAGCCUGUGUUCACGCACGACAGGAUGUAUGAAACAACGCCUCCCGGAGUUGUGAUGGGAUUGGCAUGGACCGCCAUGGGCGGGUCCACGUUAUUCAUCGAAAGUACCAUCAGAAAACCGACGGGUGGUAAAAAGGCUGAGGGUACAUUCGAAGUCACUGGUCAUCUGGGUGAUGUAAUGAAGGAGUCUAUACAUAUCGCAAUGACUGUAGCAAGAAAUUACUUGAAACAGGAGGAUCCUUCGAAUACAUUUCUGUAUGACUCUCAUUUGCAUAUACAUGUGCCUGAAGGUGCAACCCCAAAAGACGGCCCUAGUGCAGGUAUGACAAUUGGUACUGCAUUGUUAUCCUUAGCUAAAAACCAAGCUAUCAGGCAAGAUGUAGCAAUGACAGGCGAAUUGAGUCUUAUGGGCAAGGUUCUUCCUGUUGGCGGUAUCAAAGAGAAAGUUAUUGCAGCGAAGCGAGUCGAUGUUAAAUGCAUAAUUUUACCCGAGGAGAACAAGAAAGAUUUCAACGAUCUACCCAAAUACAUCACAGAUGGUCUGGAAGUGCAUUUUGUCUCGACGUUCAACGAUGUUUAUAGUAUAUGUUUCUCAGAAACGAAUGAGACUGAUUCCCUUAGAUCCGCCAAGCCAGUCACUGAUCAUGCUUCAUCCGCACAACCAACAUUUGGAUAAAAUAGUAAUACAGGACGGAUCAUUUCAAUCUGUAUCCACAUAAU
Messenger RNA from Trachymyrmex cornetzi, 1202 nucleotides. It is a transcript of the gene Lon, whose product is annotated as lon protease homolog, mitochondrial. Gene Ontology annotation, molecular function: ATP binding; serine-type endopeptidase activity; ATP hydrolysis activity. NCBI's taxonomy places the organism in Eukaryota, Metazoa, Arthropoda, Insecta, Hymenoptera, Formicidae. The transcript has 3 exons. Gene Ontology annotation, cellular component: mitochondrial matrix. Gene Ontology annotation, biological process: mitochondrion organization; protein quality control for misfolded or incompletely synthesized proteins; chaperone-mediated protein complex assembly. The record is from RefSeq and is a predicted model, not a curated record. Bases 1 to 1158 code for a protein of 385 amino acids.